Molecule: messenger RNA, 1486 nt
Organism: Medicago truncatula (barrel medic)
Lineage: Eukaryota; Viridiplantae; Streptophyta; Magnoliopsida; Fabales; Fabaceae
Product: ribosomal RNA small subunit methyltransferase, chloroplastic
Exons: 10
Coding region: 36-1085 (349 amino acids)
Biological process (GO): rRNA methylation
Molecular function (GO): rRNA (adenine-N6,N6-)-dimethyltransferase activity
Source: RefSeq, a predicted model, not a curated record
AAGAUUGUAACGGGAAUAACGAACAACUAAAAAACAUGUCUCAAUCUCUUUCUCACAGAUGUUAUCUUCAAACACUCCCGCCAAUAUCUCACAACGCAACCUUCAACUCCCGCCACAAACCGCCACCGCCGCGAAAUCCUACCGGCGACAAACGGAGUCGAAAAUUCUACGUAGCUUGUGGCCGUGGAAACAACAGAGCUUCGACGACAAACAAAGACGAUUACCAUGCCACUCUCAAAGCUCUUAACUCCAAAGGCAGAUCCCCCAAAAAAUCUCUUGGUCAGAAUUAUAUGUUGAACUCUGACAUAAAUGAGCAACUUGUUGGUGUGGCUGGUGUUGAGGAAGGUGAUGUGGUGCUGGAAAUUGGGCCAGGAACUGGUUCCUUGACCAAUACGCUUAUUAAUUCUGGCGCAUUUGUUCUCGCAGUUGAGAAGGAUAAACAUAUGGCCGCCCUCGUGAGCGAAAGAUUUUCAAGUACAGGAAAGUUGAAGGUUUUGAAUGAGGAUAUUGUGAAAUGUCAUGUGCGCUCCCAUAUAUCAUCAUUGGUUGGAAGCACAGAGGAUAUAGAUUCAGAUACUAGAAAAGCAAAAGUGGUUGCUAACAUUCCUUUCUAUAUCAGUACAGAUGUAAUCAAACUACUACUCCCAAUGGGUGACAUUUUCUCAGAAGUGGUUCUCUUACUCCAGGAGGAGACUGCCCUGCGCUGGGUAGAACCAUCGCUCCGGACCCCUGAGUAUCGUCCUAUCAAUAUAUUUGUUAAUUUCUACUCAGAUCCCGAGUACAAAUUUAAGGUUGCAAGAACAAAUUUUUUCCCUCAGCCUAAUGUUGAUGCAGCCGUUGUCUCAUUCAAACUGAAGCAACCAUCAGAAUAUCCCCAAGUUUCGUCGAAUAAAAGCUUCUUUUCAAUGGUUAAUUCAGCAUUCAAUGAGAAGCGUAAGAUGAUACGAAAGUCACUUCAACACAUAUGCACAUCCCUUGAGAUAGAAGAAGCCUUAGAAAGCAUAGGUCUUCUAAGUACUUCAAGGCCUGAAGAACUAACAUUGGAUGAUUUUGUAAAACUGCACAACUCAAUUACCAAAGAGUAGCUGUUUGCUUUUCUGUGAUAUUGAAGACCAAACUUUAGCAGAAGAAGGUCCCAAAGAUUCCCACAUUCACAAGGCUUUUUGUUGCAGCAGAUACAUGAUUCAAACAAAGAACCAAAGUAUUGAGAGUCAUGACGAAUAUACUCAAAGCCCAACAGUUAUCUUCAACUAAUGUUUCAAGAUUAGGGGCAUGAUGUUCGUAAAUGAUAGAAAGAUAUUAGGUUCAUACCAAGCACUGCAUCCAUUUGUCUUAUGUAUAAUCCUGUAAAUUUCACUGCCAUCAAAGGCACUUGUAGCCAAGGUUUAUGAAACAAUCCGCAAUCAUGACUGUGACUGUUGCGACGAUAAGUUUUUUUUGUCUCUGCGACCAUAUUUGCAAUCUCAUCAAUCAUAUUUGACUGCAA